Messenger RNA from Magallana angulata, 1692 nucleotides. RefSeq lists its product as uncharacterized. Lineage: Eukaryota; Metazoa; Mollusca; Bivalvia; Ostreida; Ostreidae. Gene Ontology annotation, molecular function: ubiquitin protein ligase activity; protein binding; translation repressor activity. Gene Ontology annotation, biological process: negative regulation of translation; proteasome-mediated ubiquitin-dependent protein catabolic process; protein polyubiquitination. The record is from RefSeq and is a predicted model, not a curated record. Bases 1 to 1581 code for a protein of 526 amino acids. The transcript is spliced from 2 exons.
AUGGACCCUGAGUUCAGCCUCCAAGAUGUGGUACGGUGCCAUCUCUGCGAGAUAUCGGUACCCCUUUCGCACUGUGUCAUUUGUAACAUACAUCUAUGUAAAGCCUGUGAGAGGGAUCAUCUCUCUAAUACACCUAAAGAACACAUAGUGGUGCCAUUCAUUUACCGGAAGGAUAUUCCUAAAUGUCAAAACCAUUCAACAAACUUUUGCGAAAGUUACUGUGAAUACUGCUACUUUCCUAUCUGUACGCUCUGCGUUUCCUCUAAAGGACAAAACCAUCAUAAUGUAGUAGAGUUUUCGGAAAGUAUAGAAACAAAAAAACGUGUAUUGCAGAAAGAUUUACAAGAUUUGGAAAAAUCUAUUUUGCCUAAAUAUCAAGAGAUUAUCUCUAACAUAAAAGCUCAGAAAGCUUAUCUGAAUGAAAACUCCCAAAACUUAAGAACAACAAUCAAUAAAUAUGGAGAAGAGUUGCACAGAGACAUAGACACUGUUAUGAAAUGUCUAAAAUCUGACCUUAGCGAAAUAGGCUCCAAACACCUGGCAGUCCUAAAAAAACAAAAAAAUGAAAUAGAACGCACCGUUUCUGAAAUCACAGACAGCAUUGCCAACCUGAAGAAAUCAUUGUACUCCAAUGACAUCAGUCUUGUCUCUGCCUACGAAUCCAGGAAUACUGAAUUCAGAAGAUUGCCGCCUAAACUCACGGUUUUCUUUCCAAGUUCUACCCCUCUUAUAAUGAGCACAAAUCUGGACCAGUUUUUUCAACAUUUUGCUUCUCUGUCAGCGUCAUCUAUCAAAACAGAAGAACAUGGUUACACAAUUAAUGCCGGAUGCACCAAGUUGUCUCUACAACAAAAGACGUUAACUAACAAACCGAUAGUGGUGACAGAUAUAAACACUGUAUAUGGACGUUCUAAGAGAAUUUGGAGCGUGCACUGCCAGACCAAUGACGAAAUAUGGACAUGUGGUGCAGAUAAUAUGAUAAGACUCUUCAAUCUUCAAGGGAAACAAGUAAAGUCAAUCAGGGUUAUGUCUGGUAACUGCCCAGAGGACAUAGCAGUGACGAUGAGUGGGGAUUUAGCCUAUGCAGAUUUUUAUGAUAGAUCUGUGAGCAUCGUGAAAGAUACACAGAUACAAACAGUAAUCAGAAUACAGGAAUGGAAACCUCGAAAUUUCUGUUGUACUGCCUCUGAUUUCUUCUUAAUUGUCAUGGAGAAUUAUGAUGAGAAACAAACAAAAGUUGUGCGUUACUAUGGCUCAACAGAGAUACAAACUAAUGGAGCCCGAGCAGUAGUGGUGGUUAAUCAGGCUGGAAAACUCCGAUUUACCUACAAGAUUCCUCUCUCAUUUACCAAACCAGCUUUCGAACCAGCCGGAAUCACAACAGACAGCCAGAGUAGGAUCCUGAUUGCAGACUGCUUCAACAACUGUAUCCACAUCCUGGACCAGGACGGACAGUUCCUUCGAUACAUUGACAACUGUGAUUUACAGAGGCCAUUGAGUUUAUGUGUGAACACAAAAGACAACCUCUUUGUGACCGAGUUCAAGACAGGUAUAAUAAAGAAAAUUCAGUAUUAUGAGUAAAUAAAAUAUGCCUGUUUAUAUACACAGGAUUGUAUAUAAUCUUUAUAUCAUUACCAAAAUGAGAUCAUGAAACUUAUCCUUAACACGAUUUGUGACGUGUAAACAAACUGU